AUGGAUCCUGAAAAAUCAAUAGAGGAACAAUUCUCUAAGCUACAUCCUUCAUUGCCGGUAAACACCAGAAUCGGAAUAGUAGGUGCCGGUCCAAGUGGCAUAUCAGCUGCCUAUGCAUUGGCAAGGCUUGGUUACAAUAAUAUCACUGUCUUGGAGAAACACCAUGCAGUUGGUGGCAUGUGUGAAUCAGUAGAAAUUGAAGGAAAAGUUUAUGACCUGGGUGGGCAAGUUCUGGCCGCAAGCAGUGCUCCUGUAAUCUUUCACUUGGCAAAAGAGACGGGUUCUGCACUCGAAGAAUUGGACUCCCACAAGCUUGCUGUUAUCGACACUUCCUCGGGAAAAUACCAAGAUAUUAAAGUUGCUGAUGAUUAUGUAUCUGUUAUUUCACUCACAUUGAAAAUCCAAGAAAAGGUGGAGAAUUCCGGUCGCUUUGGGAUCCAUGCUGUCAGUGAAGUUGCGGCAGACUUAACUCCGGAAUAUCUUGAGCGUCAUGGACUCAAAUCAGUUCCUAAAUCUGUUGCAUUUAGUUAUACUGCUUCCGGAUAUGGAUUCAUACAAGACAUGCCUUAUGCCUACAUUCAUGAAUUUACCAGAACAUCCAUGGCUGGAAAGAUUCGACGAUUUAAAGGUGGAUAUACCAGUCUUUGGCAGAAGAUUGCUGAAUCACUUCCUAUAAAACUUCACUGUAACACUGAAGUUUUGGCAAUAAGGCGUAACUCUGACAGUGUCACUAUUAAUGUUAAAAGCUCAACUGAAGUUGAAACUCUGGAGUUUGAUAAGAUUGUAGUCUCGGGUAACUUUCCAUUAAAAUAUGGAAGAACUUACAGAUCAGAACCUUCAACUUGCAUAGAUUGUGAAGCUGAGGUGAUGGAUGCUAGUGACAUUGAAAAGGAGUUAUUCAGCAAAGUAGAGACAAAUGACUACUACACCACUGUUUUUAAGAUCAAAGGGCUAGAUCAUAUGCCAGUUGGAUUUUAUUAUUUUAAUGAGUAUAUGGAAGAUCCGAGUACGAUCGGAAAUCCAGUUGCCAUGCAGAAGUUUUACGCCGACUCUGAUAUAUUCUUGUUCUGGUCUUACGGAAACUCCUUUGAUAUUAAAGGGCCAACUAUCACUGAGCUAGCAAUCAAGGCAAUAGAAGCAGUGGGAGGAGAAGUUGAGAGCUUCAUACUUCAGCGCCGCUUUAAGUAUUUUCCUCAUGUUAGCAGCCAAGAUAUGAAAAACGGGUUCUAUGAAAAGUUGGAAUCAGAGCUCCAAGGUUCAAGGAAUACAUAUUAUGUCGGUGGACUUAUGGCAUUUGAGCUCACAGAGAGAAAUUCUUCAUAUGCCAUGGCUCUUAUGUGCAAGAACUUUGCAAAUAGCAGUGAUUUGCCAGUGUUUCCUUACACUAAGAGUUUGUUUCCUUUGCAAACCAAGUUUCAGAGAAAGGAACCUAAAGAACUAGCUGAAUUGCCCGGUGUAGAAUUUCCCAACUUGCCUACUUUGAAUAGCUAUUUAAAGCACUGGGGAACUCAUGGAGUCACUCAAGACAGAACCCUUUAUAGUUGGAUAAAUGAAGAAGGGAUAGUGAUAGGUAAGAGGACAUAUAGGGAGCAACAUUUAAGAACUUCUUGCAUUGCAAGUAAGCUCUUAAAAAGCCAAAAGCCCGUUAUCAAACCUGGUGACAAGGUUCUUCUAGUCUAUGUUCCCGGCCUAGAUUUCAUUGAUGCAUUCUUUGGAUGCCUAAGAGCUAAAGUUAUACCAGUUCCGGUUCUUCCCCCAGAUCCCAUGCAAAGAGGUGGACAAGCACUUUUAAAAAUUGAGAACAUUGCCAAAUCAUGUGGCAUAGGGGCAAUUUUAUCAACAGUAGCUUAUCACUCAGCAGUCCGUGCAGGUUUAGUGAAAAAUUUCAUCACAUUGAAAAAUGGGAAAUCCUCAGGUCGGUGGCCAAGUCUUCCGUGGCUGUACACUGAUACUUGGGUCUAUAACUCAAGAAGUUCUUCUAUGGAGGAUCAAUAUAAUGAUCAGCGUGAAUCUCAGCCUGGUGAUAUAUGUUUCUUGCAGUUUACUUCAGGCUCAACCGGUGAUGCUAAAGGAGUCAUGAUCACUCAUGGAGGACUGAUUCACAACGUUAAGCUGAUGCAAAGUAGGUACAAGAGCACCUCGAGGACAGUACUAGUGAGUUGGCUUCCUCAGUAUCAUGACAUGGGGCUGAUUGGAGGACUUUUUACAGCUCUUGUCAGCGGUGGAACUGCGCUUCUGUUUUCACCAAUGACAUUCAUCAAGAAACCACUCUUAUGGAUAGAAACCAUGAGCAAGUAUCAAGCAACUCACAGUGCUGGACCUAACUUUGCUUUUGAGUUAGUCAUCCGAAGAUUAGAGUCUACUGACAAGGAUAAACUUCAGAAUCUAGACCUUUCAUCCAUGAUUUUUCUUAUGGUUGCUGCUGAACCAGUGAGACAGAAGACAUUGAAAAGAUUUCUUGAGCUAACCGGUCCCUAUGGCUUGUCUCAGAAAGCGAUGGCUCCUGGAUAUGGCUUAGCAGAGAAUUGUGUGUUUGUCAGUUGUGCAUUUGGAGAAGGAAGUCCUAUUCUUGUUGACUGGCAAGGACGAGUUUGUUGCGGAUAUAUUCAUCAGGGGAAUGCAGACAUUGACAUCAGAAUUGUUGAUCCAGAUGGCAGUGAAGAGCUUCAGGAAGAGGGAAAGGAAGGUGAAAUCUGGAUCAGUAGUCCAAGUGCAGGAAUAGGAUACUGGGGGAAGGAAGAAUUGAGUCAGAAAACUUUUCAAAAUCAGCUUCCGAACCAUCCUGGACGUGUCUACACAAGAACUGGAGACUUGGGGAGGAUAAUAGAUGGAAAAUUAUUCAUCACUGGAAGAAUCAAGGAUCUUAUCAUUGUUGCUGGAAGAAAUAUCUAUUCCUCGGAUGUUGAAAAGACAGUCGAAAAUUCGUCUGAAUUUCUUCGUCCGGGAUGCUGUGCUGUCAUUGGUGUCCCUGAAGAAACUUUAUCGGCAAAAGGGAUUUCCUUGCCGGAUGGUUCUGAUCAGGUUGGCUUGGUUGUGAUUGCAGAACUAAGGGAUGGUAAACCAGUUAGCAAAGAUGUGGUUGAAGAUAUUCAGGCACGCGUGGCCGAAGAACAUGGAGUGAAUGUUGCUUCUGUCAAGUUGAUCAAGCCUAGAACCAUCAGCAAAACAACAUCAGGAAAAAUUAAAAGAUUUGAAUGUCUCAAACAGUUUGCAGAUGGAACACUGAAUUUGGUACCACAACCCGUUCUGACAAAGAAAACACUGGUAAGGUCAUUCACUACAGGAACAUGUCAAGAAGGAAGGACACCCCGUGCGCGGCUAGCGAAAAGUGCAUCUCUAAGUAGUCCAAGAAUCAGUACCAAGGAAAUUCUGGAGUUCUUGAAAAAGCUUAUUUCUGAGCAAGCUGGAAUCUCGGUAAGCAAAAUAUCUGUCACAGACAACAUGUCAACCUAUGGAAUUGAUUCCAUUGGUGUGGUGAAAGCAACUCAAAAACUCUCUGAUUUCCUCGGAGUUCCAGUUGCAGCUAUAGACGUUUUCAGUGCAUCCUGCAUUCAAGAAUUGGCCAACUUCUCAGAGAAUCUUCUGUUGAAGUCUCAACCUCACCAUACGAGCAAUCCAUCCUUUGCUCCAGAAGAUGAAACCGAAUCUACUGAAUUUGUCGUGGAUGUGUCCAAGUCGCAUCAAUGGAGUAUAUAUGGACUUCAAUCUUUAGCACUUGUUUUCAUGUCUAUCCUUUUGGUUUCUCCUGCUUAUCUAUCCAUCACUACUUUUCAAAGUCUCAUCGCAAGUGUUGAUAAGUCAGCGUACGGAAUUCCUUGGUCAAACUAUCUAAUUUCCCUUGCUUUGGCUCCACUUUCUUGGAUCCUUUGCAUUGCUUCUACAUGCAUUUGCAUUUCAUUUUUCGGAAACUCUUUCUUGAGGCCAAAUUAUGCUCUUACUCCUGAAAUAUCCAUAUACUCAAUGGCCUUUGUCAAGUGGUGGGCACUUUAUAAAAGCCAGGAAAUUUCAUCCAAAGUUCUGGCCACACACCUCAAAGGAACUGUGUUUCUGAAGUACUGGUUUGAGAUACUUGGCGCAAGAAUUGGAUCCUCAGUUUUGCUUGACACAGUCGACAUCACAGACCCGUCGCUGGUUUCAAUUGGAGAUGAAGCUGUCAUUUCUGAAGGGGUUCUGGUUCAAAGCCAUGAGGUUAAGAAUGGAAUUCUAAGUCUCCAUCCUAUUAGGAUCGGCCGGAAUUCUUCCAUUGGACCUUAUGCUGUUAUUCAAAAAGGAAGUGUUGUUAAAGAAGGAGCUGAGAUACAACCACUACAAAAGGUUGAAGGGGGGCAACAUGUGCUCAAGCCUACAAAGUUUAAUAAUGUUAAAGAGAAUGCAGUGUUGCUUGUUACUACCAAUAAAACUGAGUCUGAAACUAUAUACCACUUUCUGGGGAUUUACCUUGUUGGCUUCCUUAGUUCCCUUGCUGCAGCUAUUACUUACUUCAUGUAUACAUGGUUCUUCCAAAAACCCGUUUCAUUCCAAAGUUUUUCAUUUGUGUGCGUAUGUGGAGCCUUCCAUUGGAUACCAUUCACUAUUACUGCCUAUGCUACAAUGUUUUCUAAUGUACCAUCAAAUGCCAUUACCUUUGCCAUUUCAUUUGCAUGUGCAUACUUGCUUCAUGGUCUCAUACUAACCUCUCUCACCUGUUCUUUGACUCGUUUACUGAAAAGUCAAAAUCAAACUCACUUCAAAACUUGGCUCCAAAACCAACUGACCCUUUCCUGCCACCUCAGAUUUGCAAAGCUUCUCUCAGGAACAGAACUCUUCUGCAUAUACUUACGCCUUCUAGGUGCAAAAAUUGGCAAGCAUUGUUCCAUUAGAGCCAUUAAUCCAGUUUCAAACUCUGAGUUAAUGUCAAUUGGUGAUGGUGUUCAUCUUGGUGACUUUAGCCGCAUAAUCACUGGUUUCAAUUAUUCCAAUGGAUAUGCUUGUGGAAAAAUAGAGGUUCAAGAUAAUUCAGUUGUAGGUAGUCAAAGCAUAAUUCUCCCUGGUUCUCUUGUUGAAAAGAAUGUCAUUCUAGGUGCACUUUCUGUUGCUCCAAUGAACUCUAUACUCCAUGAAGGUAGUGUUUACAUCGGAUCUCAAACCCGAGUUACAACGAGGAACUCAGGAAGUGCAAAUUUUGAUGAAAGAAUUGAGGAGAUGGACAUGGACUACAAGAAAAUAGUUGCGAAUUUGGCUGCAAAUCUAGCUGCAACAACUAUGAAUGCUAAAGCGAGAUAUUUCCAUCGCAUCGGUGUUGGUGGAAAAGGGCAAUUGAAAAUAUACGACAAACUUGAAGGUGUUCCAAUGCACAAGAUUUUUCACCCUGGCAAAAGCUACCCUAUCUUAGUAAGACAUAGUAAUAGCUUGAGUGCUGAUGAUGAUGCAAGAAUCGAUGCACGUGGUGCUGCAUUGAGGAUACUUUCUGAUGAAGAACCUGCUACAGGCUCUUCUGAUUCUCCUCCUCCUACUCUCAUUGACUUAACACUGAAAACAGGAAAUGCAUUUUAUGCUCGAACACUUUCUGAUUUUGCCAGCUGGCUUGUGUGUGGACUUGCUGCAAGGGAAGAACUAGUAAAGGGUGCUCCACAUGUCCGUGAAGCAGUGUGGAGUUCCCUUAGACACGCCGAUUCAUAUGCCGAAUUGCAUUACUUUUCAAACUAUUGCAGGCUCAUGCGGUUCGAAGACGGACAACAAAUGUAUGUGAAAUUCAAGUUAAGGCCAUAUGACACAAGCAUCAAUGAAGACAGAGGUAAAGUUAUUCCAACAGGGAUUCUUCCACCCGAGACAGGUGCGAUUCCUAGAGACGAAAAUGAUUCACGUCCUUUGCUUUUCCUUGCUAACGAUUUUCAAAACCGUGUUAGUUCCUCAAAUGGAGUUUGUUAUGUUUUCCAAAUUCAACUAAGACCAGUUCCAGACAACGAACAAGCCCGCGAGAUUGCAUUGGAUUGUUCUAAACCAUGGGACGAAAACCAAUUCCCUUUCAUUGAUGUUGGAGAGAUAAACAUCAAUGAGAAUCUCUCAAUGGAAGAAUCACAAAAGCUUGAGUUCAAUCCAUAUCUUAAAAGCAAUGAAUUGGAUGUGAUUUCAGCUACUUCCAACACACAAAGUGCUUCAAUCGAUCACGGCCGUUCAUUAAUCUACGAGAUUUGUCAGCAUGUCCGCAACAGACAACCACUCCAAGAAGCUUGGAGAAACCUCGUACAACAAUCCAAUGUCAAGGUUGACCUGUCCUGCUGUCCAAUAGCAUCAUCACCACCACCAUUGCCUGAAAAAGAACCAUUACUGAAAAACAAAACUCCACAAAAAUUAACAUUAAGAAGAACAUGGUACCAAACAUUCUCAGCACUCUUCAUUCAGCCAUUUCUACAAACAGCUUUACCUCACAUGGUAAUUGGUCUAUCCAUUUACCUUCCUCUGAACAUGGUUGUUUAUUUUAAGGAUGCCAAGAAACUUCCACUCCAUUGGCUACUUCCAUUCUUCUGGAUUCUCUCAGGUCUCAUAUCUGCAUUAUCAUGUGUUAUAGCAAAAAGGGUUCUUGUAGGAAAAAGGAAAAGUGGUGAAACAAUCCCAAUAUGGAGCAAAAGAAUCAUAAUGGACACAACAUGGCAAGCUAUUAGAACAUUGGUUGGUGAUUACUUCAUGGAUAUGACAAAUGGGUCAUUUAUAUUUGUGAUUUGGAUGAAAAUGAUGGGUGCAGAGAUUGACAUGGAUGGUGGUACUUAUGUGGAUAGCAAUGGAGCAAUGUUGAAUCCUGAAAUGGUGAAGAUUGAGAGAGGGGGUUGUGUGGGAAGGGAGGCAUUGUUGUUUGGACAUAUAUAUGAAGGUGAAGAAGGUGGAAUGGUGAAAUAUGGAGAGAUUAAGAUUGGGGAAGAUGGGUUUGUGGGGAGUAGAAGUGUGGUUAUGCCUGGUGUGGAAGUUGAGAGUGAUGGAAGUCUUGCUGCUUUGUGUCUUGCUAUGAAAGGAGAAAUUGUUAGGUCAAGAUAG
Molecule: messenger RNA, 7008 nt
Organism: Vicia faba (fava bean)
Lineage: Eukaryota; Viridiplantae; Streptophyta; Magnoliopsida; Fabales; Fabaceae
Source: the annotation of a GenBank genome assembly